GUAUUGUUGGCUGCCUACGCAUCAAUUAAAUUCUAACCUAUAUUUGUCAAAUUAUGGCAUUAUUAUUAUGACCAAGAAAUAAUUAAAAUACAAAACAAUGGCAUUUACUUUGUGGAACCUGUUUGAGGCAUCAAUUCUCUGUUUAAAUGCAAUUUGCAUUUUACACGAGGAACGUUUUUUAGCUAAAAUUGGUUGGAGUUCAAAGAGUCCCAAUGUUCAUGGCUUUGGGGAAAAUCCCUCAGCCAAAUCUCAAAUUUUGAAUUUGGUGCAUUCAAUUAGGACUGUAGCAAGAAUUCCAUUGAUAUUUCUCAACAUACUUACUAUCGUCAUUAAGUUAAUAUUAGGUUAAUUAUGUAUUAAAAAAACUGUUUCUGUACUUGUUUUAUAAAUUAAUAAAUGAAUUAUUUACUA
Tribolium madens (black flour beetle) is the source of this 411-nucleotide messenger RNA. Its product is annotated as immediate early response 3-interacting protein 1. Gene Ontology annotation, cellular component: COPII-coated ER to Golgi transport vesicle; Golgi membrane; endoplasmic reticulum membrane. The record is from RefSeq and is a predicted model, not a curated record. The transcript is spliced from 3 exons. Gene Ontology annotation, biological process: endoplasmic reticulum to Golgi vesicle-mediated transport. Bases 98 to 349 code for a protein of 83 amino acids. NCBI's taxonomy places the organism in Eukaryota, Metazoa, Arthropoda, Insecta, Coleoptera, Tenebrionidae.